AUGAAGCUCCCAGACAUUGUCCUUCUGGGACUCAUCCCUUCUCUAAUCACCAUCCACCUACUCCUCUCCCCAGACACAAAAGUAGAGGAAUCAUUCAACAUCCAAGCGACCCACGAUGUUCUCGUCUACGGCACACCAACCAGCGACAUCGCUUCCCGCUUCCGCGCCUCCUACGACCACUUUGACUUUCCCGGCGCCGUUCCUCGCACCUUCGUAGGCCCCGUCCUCCUCGCAGGCAUCGGUGGUCCCAUCGUGUCCCUAUUCGGCUUCGCGCACGCCCAGCUCGUCGUCCGCUUGCUGCUGGGUCUCGCGAAUGCUGCUGCGCUCAUCCUCUUCGCUCGCAGCCUGGGCAAGGGGCUGGGCGUAGAUGUGCAGCGAUGGUGGAUUUUGUUGCUUGCUAGCCAGUUUCACGUCAUUUUCUACGCGUCAAGAACGUUGCCCAACAUGUUUGCCUUCGCGCUGACAACUCUCGCCUCUGCAAACCUUCUCCCCCAUCCUAACCCCCGGAUCUCAUCCCCCCGCCAGCGCGUUGCUGUCUCCCUCCUCGUCUUCGCCGCCGCAAUCUUCCGCUCCGAAGUCGCCCUUUUGCUCGCCACUACGGGCCUCUACCUCCUGCUGACGUCGCAAACCACGAUCCCACGCCUGAUCCGUCCCUUCGCAGUGAGCUUUACCGUCGCCCUCGUUGUCUCGGUGCCCCUGGACUCGUACUUCUGGCAGAAGCCCCUCUGGCCCGAGCUCUGGGGCUUCUACUACAAUGCCGUCCUCGGCUCUUCUUCCGACUGGGGCGUCUCGCCUUGGCACUUCUACUUUACAUCCGCUCUCCCUCGCCUGCUCGUCAACCCCCUGACUUUCAUUCUUCUCAUCCCCGUAGCUCUAACCCAGCCAGGGACAUCCAACGUAGCCCGCGGCCUCGUCAUCCCCUCCCUCCUCUUCGUUGCAAUCUACUCCAUCCAGCCUCACAAGGAAGCCCGCUUCAUCUUCUACGCCGUCCCGCCCCUGACGGCGGCGGCCGCCCUCGGCGCAAACUACAUCUUCGCCCGUCGCACCAAAUCUCUCGUCUUCGCCCUCGCCUCCUCGGCCCUCUGUCUCAGCAUCCUCGCCGCGUUCGCCGCCUCGACGGGCAUGCUGCUCAUCUCCUCCCUCAACUACCCCGGCGGCGACGCCCUCCGCCAGCUCCACGCCCUCGUCGGCUCCGGCCCCUCGCCGGGCAAGAGCCCCGCCAGCUCCUCCGUGACGGCCGUACACACCGACGUGCUGAGCUGCAUGACGGGCGUCACCCUCUUUGGGCAGAACCCGGCCGGGCUGCCCAAGAACCCCCACUCGCGCGCUCUGGAGAACAGCCUCAACAGCGACGCGACGACGGCCGCCGCGGUGCCGGUGAUGACCUUUGACAAGACGGAAGACAAGUCCGUCCUCGCGGACCCCGCGUUCUGGUCGCGGUUCGACUACGUGCUUGCCGAGGACCCUGCGUCCGUCAAGGGGGGCCAGUGGGAGACCGUCGGCGUCGUGCAGGGGUACGCUGGGAUCGAGAUCCUGAAGCCUGGUGCCGUCGUGGCCGGGGAGCAGGACACCGAAGAAGGAGAGAAGGUCCUCGGCAGAGGUUUGUGGGUUAAGAGGAUUCGUGACAAGGUCAGGUCGUUGACUGGUGGCUGGUGGGCUGGGCCGCGGAUGGAGCCUAGAAUCCGCAUCUUGAAGAGAGUCAAGGACGCGGGUUCCGGGGCGAGGAUUGUGUCCCAAUAA
This is a messenger RNA of Colletotrichum chrysophilum, 1740 nucleotides long. RefSeq lists its product as uncharacterized. Gene Ontology annotation, cellular component: endoplasmic reticulum membrane. The coding region runs from base 1 to 1740 and encodes 579 amino acids. Gene Ontology annotation, biological process: protein N-linked glycosylation. Lineage: Eukaryota; Fungi; Ascomycota; Sordariomycetes; Glomerellales; Glomerellaceae. The record is from RefSeq and is a predicted model, not a curated record. The transcript has 3 exons. Gene Ontology annotation, molecular function: alpha-1,6-mannosyltransferase activity.